This is a messenger RNA of Scaptodrosophila lebanonensis, 861 nucleotides long. RefSeq lists its product as uncharacterized. The record is from RefSeq and is a predicted model, not a curated record. Lineage: Eukaryota; Metazoa; Arthropoda; Insecta; Diptera; Drosophilidae. The coding region runs from base 1 to 861 and encodes 286 amino acids. The transcript has 3 exons.
AUGACAUUCAAACAACGCCAUAGACGCGCCUCCUUAUCGUUCAUCAUUUGCCUGCUGUACAGCCUGUUGGCCAGCUGUGAAGCGGGCACGGAGCACUUAAGCAAUUUGCCGAGCAAUGCCCAAAGUGCCGGCGCUCGAACCAUUUUACGGGUAUACGAUGAGUGCACCCGUGCCGAAGGCGGUUUCGUGCCAUGCCUCAAAAAGAAGGCCAUCUCGUUCAUCGAUCGCAUUGCGCCCAUCGAUGCCAUAACCGUUGCCGAUGGCAUUAAGUUGGUCCGCUUGCCGGGCGCCGCAUCCGGCGGCGAGGCGUCUGCCGUACGCCCCUCAUCCUACAGCGAGAACGAAUUGGAGUCCGCGCUGCCACGUUCUGGCAGCGAUCGCGACGCCCAGCUCACAGACAUGCUUGUCGAGCGUCUGAGCCACUUCUUUAACGGUCACUCGCUGCAGGUCAGCUUUCCCAAAUUGACUUCCGAUGAGCUUGGACGCGGCCUAGAAGAAGGUCGCGGCAAAAUGAAGAAAAUGAUGGGCAUGAUGAUGAUGGGCAUGGCCAUGAAAAUGAUGGGCAUGAUACCAAUUGCCAUGGGCAUGCUAUAUAUAUUGGCGGGCAAGGCCUUGAUCAUCUCCAAAAUAGCGCUGCUGCUCGCCGGCAUCAUUGGUCUGAAGAAGCUCAUGUCGGGCAAGUCGUCGGGCGGUAGCUCUGGCUGGUCGUCGGGCGGUGGCGGCGGCGGCGGAGGUGGUUGGUCCUCGGGCGGUGGAGGUGGCGGCGGUGGCUGGGAUCGGCGUUCGUUGAACGAGGCACAGGAGUUGGCCUAUCGUGCACAUAGCAGGCAACAGCAACAGCUGCACUCACUGCAGAUUUAA